GAUGUAGUUGGUGCGUCAGCAGAGUGCAGCAGACAAGCAGCAGACACGCCGCAGUCAGUCCCAGUCAGCCAGUCUCUGCCUCUCCAUCAGCUCGGCACGCUCCGUGGGAAGGACACUCACGUCACGCGGGACUGCAGGGACCAUGACUUUCUUCUCAGCUGUGGCUGUGUUGACCCUGGUGGUUAUCACUGAAGGAAGUGUUGGCCCCAGCACUAAUGGCAGCUUUUGCACCGAGUCAAAGGAAUGUCUCCAGUUCGAUAUGGUCUGCAGAACAGAUGAAUAUGAGGUGCGCCACUACAGCCCCACGCGCUGGGUGUCCACAGACGCCGAGGCCUACUUCAUGGGCGUGGGUGCCGCCAUGGCCUUUAGGAGACUUUUUCAGUACAUCACUGGAGCAAAUGAAGCAGGCAUCCAGAUGGAGAUGACCGCACCUGUCCUGGUCAAAAUCCCGGAGGAGACCAAGAUGUGGGAGCCGGCCGUCUACACGCUCAACUUUCCGCUGCCUGCAGCCUAUCAGGACAAGCCGCCAGCACCCACCAAUGACAAGUUGUACUUCACUGAGAUGCCCGAGAUGCACGUCUACGUGCGCAGUUAUGGAGGUUGGAUGCUGUCGGUCACCUCCAGGCUCCACGCUCACCUGCUGACUAAAGAACUGGAGAGAGUCAGAGCGACCUACAACCACAGCUACCACUAUGGAGUGGGAUAUGACAGCCCCUUGAAGUUAUUGAACAGACACAAUGAGGUGUGGUAUGUGGCCGAGGGGGCACCAGUCUGCACCGACCCCCAGGAGCCAACCCCCGCCCACACCCCGAGGGCGACCCCCAACUCGCUGGCUGACCUCCCAUCAGACCCCCUCCCGAACAUGCUCUCUGAUUCUCCAGCCCUCACCAACCUGUCAUCAUCCAACUCCUCGGACACACCCACUGACGUGCCGACAGACACACCGACUCUCGUCCCAUCCGAUUCCCCUCCCAGUCCGUCUUCUUCUGCCCAACCCACAUCCGGCCAGCCCCCCACCUCCGCUCAGGUUUCUGUGGACCAGGACCUGGCUAAAAACGCCACUGGGCUUGACUCUGUGGCGCCCUCGCUGGAACUCCAGGGGGUCACUGCGCUUUGGAACGGCACGGAGCAUGUCUUGGUGGACACACAAGCAGGAAGUAGCGUCAACCAACAACAAGAUAGUGUCUAAGUAGAGAAGGAUGCCACUAUUGCUCCACCAUGUUUAGCUCUGUGUUCUUUAUAGCAGCAAACACACUGCAUCGGUCUAUCAUGUUUGCAUCAUAGAAACACGUCAAUGUUGCUAUUAGCUGCUAAAUUUAAUCUAAUUCUAAAGACAGGAAACAGUUGUAUAUUAUAAAAUCAAGCUUCUGGUCCCUUUUUAGCUACUUUUAUUCUUUGCACUACAUAAUCAUGUGAUCUGUCGUCUGAGGACAGCCGCUUGAAUAGUUUCCCAAAUUGGGGUGUGUCUUUCUCCUCAUGAUUUGCCAAUAGUGUUGAAAUUUAUCAACAACAUCCUGCAGUAAAUGUUAUUAGGCUCUUGCCAUAGUCAUCUAAUAUCAAAUAUUUGUGUCACUAAAAGCUACGUUGUGUGCUCUGAGGAAGGUACAAUAAAAAGUAACAAAUACC
Messenger RNA from Doryrhamphus excisus (bluestripe pipefish), 1626 nucleotides. RefSeq names its product heme-binding protein soul5, like (gene soul5l). NCBI's taxonomy places the organism in Eukaryota, Metazoa, Chordata, Actinopteri, Syngnathiformes, Syngnathidae. Gene Ontology annotation, molecular function: heme binding. The record is from RefSeq and is a predicted model, not a curated record.